This is a messenger RNA of Uloborus diversus, 4598 nucleotides long. RefSeq names its product zinc finger protein basonuclin-1-like. Bases 1 to 3855 code for a protein of 1284 amino acids. Gene Ontology annotation, biological process: regulation of DNA-templated transcription. Gene Ontology annotation, cellular component: nucleus. Lineage: Eukaryota; Metazoa; Arthropoda; Arachnida; Araneae; Uloboridae. The transcript is spliced from 6 exons. The record is from RefSeq and is a predicted model, not a curated record.
AUGUGUGAUCUGCUGGUUGGAAAACCUGACCUUGCUGUUGGUUUCCCAAGGAUCAAAAACUCUAGUUCCAGCCAACGCAGAAGUUCAUGGGAUAACGCUGGUCGGUUCGGAAGUUCGACAGAGGUGGCAAAGGGCUCCGCAGCCGACACCACGACACCUCCGGCAGAGUCGAAUCCCGGAUACGGCAUGUGUGUCCGGUCCGCCAGCCAGGACAAUUCUGAGCAGCCAGCCCAGCAGCCACCCAAGAGCACUGAAAGUCCGGCAGGCAAUUGCCUCCCUACCAUCAUGGACGUGGCUAUCCGCUGCACGGCACCCAAUUGCACUUGUGAAGGAUUCGCUCCAAGCAAGCCCACCAUCCGUUCGUGUGAUGCAUGUCAUCACGGAUGGGUCGCCCAUGCACUGGACAAGCUGGGAUUUCGUCAUCUCUUCAACUGCCACCAAGUGGAAUUGGUUCAGCCAACCGUCGCUUUCGAUGUGGCAUCGCUCAUGUUGUACGGAACAGAAGCGAUGCCCAUUCGACUGAAGAUACUUUUGGACAGACUCUUCAGCGUGCUGCAGCACGAGGAAGUCGUGCAUGUCCUACACGGUUUCGGCUGGACGUACGAGGAUUAUGCCAGAGGUUAUAUCAUUCAGGACACCCGAGGACAGGUGUUGGAUCGUUGGAUCAUGCCCACCCGUGAAGAGGAACCUUUAAUCCUCCAGCAAUUCCUCCGCUUCGGCGAGACCAAGCCCAUUGCUCAGCAACUAUUGCUCCAAGAAAGUACGGAACGUAUGGAACAAGUUCUACUUCAAGGAGCUCGCGAGUACUCGGAUUCGGACAUCAAGCGCUUCAUUCAGAGGACAGGACGGGGCUUGAUGCCCCUCUUACCACCCCCCUCUGUCGUGGCUUCAUCUCAAGCUUCUUCUUCACAGCCAGCCUUGGUGUCUGGAUCUUCAUCGUCUGCAGCAGUUAGUUCUGCUUCUGCUGUCAACAUGCCGACAUUGCCAAGCAGGACAAGCAAGCCAGCGUCUAGUGUCAGCUCUACUACGUCACUGUCCCCCAUUACAAGGUCUCCCAUCAACAGCCCUUUGUCUUCUUCGCCAUUGAACAAGUUACAGAAUAUGCAACCAUACGACUACAGAAGGGAUAGAAACAACAGUCCAGAUGCCAGAGAGGUCCCAAUGCUUCAGUUUCCUCUACAACAUCCAACUCCACUGCCAUCACCUACUCCAGCCACUUCCGGGGUAGUUUCAGGCACCACGACUUUGACAUCUGGAUUCUUCUCGCACACCACAACAACUCUCAGCGAAAGCUACGCCACAUCCAAUAACUCAUCUCUUCAUGGAGGAAUAACUUCCGACUUCAGUGCCACAGAUGAGGGUUCAGAAAACGAUUCUGAAGCAAUUAAUCUGUCGCAGCAUGCUUCUUCCCAUCACCACAGCAGCAGCUUAUCAGUAUUAGGACACAGUCACCUGGAUUCCAUCUACGCAGCAAAGAAGGUACGCCACUUGAGGAAGUCUGCUAAUCCGAUGAAGCGUCGCUGGAACCCAUUAAUGCUCAGUGGGCUAACAACAAAUCCUGCCACCGGUAAAAAGCGAGUGCAGUGUCAUGUGUGCCUAAAGACAUUUUGUGACAAAGGAGCUCUCAAAAUACAUUUUAGUGCUGUUCAUCUGCGAGAGAUGCACAAAUGUACUGUGGAUGGGUGCAAUAUGAUGUUCAGUUCUCGCCGUAGUCGUAACAGACAUAGCGCAAAUCCAAAUCCUAAACUUCACACGCCAAAUUUAAGAAGGAAACUGUCCCACCACGAUGGUCGAAGUUCCUUGCCGUUUCCCUUAAUACCACCAAGCACCUUGAUGAACUUUAAUAGUAGUAACGCUUCAGGAAAUAGCAAUCUCUUAUCUGUUCAACACCAUUUGAAUUCUGAACGUGAUAGAGAGGAAAAGAAAGUUGGAAGCAUAAAUGAUAGCUCUAAUAAAAUGGACAAUAAUCAACCAUCCAGCACAAUUGAUGAUCCUUCUCCCGAAGGAGUAAGCAGUGGCCGAUUGCCCGGUUUAAUUUUCCCUCAGCAUCGUAAAUCAGUUCUUCAUUCUCCUGAUGAAGCUCUGUCGCUCACGAAAAAACCGAGAAUUGAAUUAAAUGGUGACGUGAGUAAUGAUGGUGAUGAAGGAAUCGAUUUAUCCAUGAAAGAAGAUCAAAAUGGGUGUUCCUCUGGCAAUAAAGGUGUGAGGAAACGAAAAAGUUUUAAUCCUACAAAAUGUGCAGUGACCAGCGAUGACGAUCUUCAGUAUGUUUCCACAGACGAUAGUAGUAGCGAUACUUUCGUCGAUGACAAUGGCUUGCUUUCAAAAUCAGACGACUUCAGUUCUGAUCUUUUAGAGGACGACUCAAAAGACGAAGAUAUUGGCAAAGAUUCUAUACCGCACACGUCUUCUCAUCUUCCCACAUCUCUUUCUAUGCAAAUGCCUCUUUUGCAGCCUAGUGUUCCUGCUCAUAUGUCAUCAAAGCCAGAUGAAAAACCUGACGUAAGAUCAACUAAUAUCACUUCUUUCGCUUCAUCGACACCACGACCAGAUCGAAUACUUUCUAGAGAAAAUGAAAUGAGUUCAUUAGAUCUAUCUUCAAAGCCAAAAGAUCCCAUCAUCAAACAUAGCAAUGAAUCUGAAGAAGUUCUUGAAAGUCCACUUCGUCACUUAGAGACAUUGUCUUUAGGUGCUUUUACAGGUCUUCUCAAUCACAAAACCACCUUCUCACAUCAUAUCGCUUCAACCACAGGAAUAUCAUACCACGCUCCUGGUUUAGGUUUGGCUUCAACUCCAACUUCGAACAUGCACGAAAUGUCUAGAGACAGACGGAGUCACUUACCUCCGACUGACACGCAACCUAUUCCAAUACCGAUUCCAAGUAGUGGGGUUGGUGUGUCAGCAAAUGAUUCUGACCCCGAUGGCCAGCUCUCAAUGCUGCCAGUGUACAGAGAUGCAUCAAUGAUAGGUGCUGUAGAUAUUCCUGUUGAUAAAGAAAAUCCCAGACGAUGCAUUGCGUGCGGAAAGAUAUUCCAAAAUCAUUUUGGCGUGAAAACGCAUUAUCAAAAUGUACAUUUGAAGCUAAUGCACAAAUGCACUGUUGAGGGCUGUAACGCAGCUUUCCCAUCAAAAAGAAGUCGUGAUAGGCAUAGUGCAAACCUGAAUUUACACAGAAAACUUUUAUCAACAAGUGCGGAUAAAGGACACUUUUUUGACAAGAGUUCUCUUUUCCCGUAUCCCCAUCAUGGUCUGAGAGACGACUACUUCUCACGACUGUAUGAUCCACAAAAUUUACCUUUAAACUUUGCCACGGAUAUUUACCAUGGACGUUUCCCAGAGAGUUUUUUACCCCCUUCCGCAUUUGGAGGAGGACUUCUGCCAACUGGUUCACUUGGUGUCAUGCCCCCUUUUCAUCCAGCCUUCAUGUUGCCACCGACUUCAGCGUCUAGCUCACUACAUGAAGGCACGAGCAGGAUAUCUGACGGAAGAGAAGACACUCCUAUAAGCUCCAUCAGCUCCACACCCAGCCCGAGACCUAAAUCUUCAUCACCUUCUUCCAUCUCACCAGACAAAGACGAGACAAGCAGGGCCAGUCGCCGACCAUUGACGUUAGAUUCGGUGCUGGAACCGAACACCGAUGGACGUUAUUCUUGCAAAUUUUGCCAGAGACUUUUCGUGGACUCUGCCCAUCUUCGAGAUCAUUAUGAAGGAACACAUUUACCCAGUCUUUUACCCUGUCCCACCGAUGACUGUCCGAAGGUGUUCCUUUCAGCCUCAGACAGAGAUUCUCACUGCGAAGCUGAGGAUCAUCACCAUCACAGAAUCAAAAGAGAAAAAACUCCACCAACUUCUUGAAAUGUAGUUGUUUGAAAAGUUGAAUUCUUCCUUGAUUUCAAAUCAUGUUCUUAAACCAACAUACCAGUGCCAACCCAAUUCAGCAUUGCCCUGAGUGUUUUCAGAUCCGAUCUUCCCCGCGAGUUGAUUCGUGAAAGUUCAACUCGAUAGAAGAAGGCAAAGAAAUUUGCUUUACAGAUUCAUUGGGUGUGUUUCUCCUUCAUUAGCGAUAUACAUUUAAAGGUGCUUGAUGAACGUACGUAUUUCAAGUCACAAGAUUCUCGCCUGUGAUUUUAUGUGUAUAAUGAAUCAUCUGCAAACCCGCACACAAAUUAUUUAAAUGUUCUGUUUAUAGGUUAUGAAUCCUAUAAAUAAUGUGAAUACAGAUAUAUAAAUGAUGUACAUUAUGCUGUUUCACAGAAACGUGUUAGAUUUUCAGCAAUACCAUUAAAAAAGAGAUGACUUUAGAAUUUUAACGUCAGUGACGUUUUUUAUAUACUCUAAAACUGAUAGAAUAGGAUAUAUUUCUAUCUCGAGAGACUUCACUUUCAUUGGCCAAAACUGAGACUCAAAGAGUUAAUAUAACUGUUUCUGCGUGAUGUUUAUAGUUAUGACUGAAAACGAAAUAGAAAUGAAUAACUCUCUGUGUAUCGGGAGUAAAAAAUAUGUAUGCAAAUAUAUAAUAUAAAUACUUCUCCAUAUCCAUUUCAAGUUCCUUACCCGAAGAGUGUUCACAUUUCCUUUCUUGGUGUAAUUAAAUUAGA